AUGACGUUCCAGAGAUUGGCUGCUCUUUCGACCCGUGCGCGCAUUGCACCCAGGCUUGUUCGUGGCGGACAUGGCGCACAGCACUUUAACGAGCCCGGAGGCUACCUGUUUGGUGUCAAGCCCGGACAAAAGUACGAGAAGGAAGGCUGGGAGACGAUCUGGGUCGGCGGGUUCGGGUUUGCGUUUGCUCUGGCGGCCGUCGGUCUUUACUACAAGCCGGACACCAGGCAGGAGGCCGAGAGGCAGAUGCGCGAGGAGGGUGACGUGUUGGAAUACAAGCACACCGAGUACAGGGCUUAGACUUAGUGCUUCUUCAUCCCUGGCUUUUCGAUAAAAUUAAAAAUAUCGCAUUCGCGCCCUGCAGGGGCGGGUACGCCGGACAGGCACGGAUGGAUGGUGGUGUGGCUGGAAUAAGCAGCUUUAGGAAAUUUAAAGUCACCAGUUUUCCCUGCUGCGUCCUGAUGGGACGGGCUCCCAACAAAGACCGGCCUGGCCACCGCUGGUCUCACUGUAUUGAAGCUCAGUCAUUUGAGAAGCAAUGGCCGUCCACUCGGGAGGGGAGCUAGUGGUCCGACAGUUGCGUGGCCUGAAGCGUGUGCGGCAAUGGGGGAGGCAGAUUAGCUAACAAAGUGCU
Molecule: messenger RNA, 634 nt
Organism: Linderina pennispora
Lineage: Eukaryota; Fungi; Kickxellomycota; Kickxellomycetes; Kickxellales; Kickxellaceae
Exons: 3
Coding region: 1-300 (99 amino acids)
Source: RefSeq, a predicted model, not a curated record